GUGCCUGGAAUACACACGCUAUAUAGGCGUUUGUUUAUCGGCUGUCUUUUGUCACCGUUCCGCCCAGAUUCGAAUCGGUCUUCACCAGUACGCAUUGUGCGUUGAUUUUCCCAUAAAACCGGCAUCGUUGUUCCCACGGAGCCCCGCCCCGCCCUCUCGCCGGGUUGUGCAUCCUGCUACAAUUUUCUCCAAUUUUUUCUGUAGUGUUUAUUUUCCCAGGCGGUGCCGCCCCGAUUUUUUUCUGUGUCGCAAACACAAGAGUACAUUUCCAUGUUUGUUGUGGCGGGGAGUUUUUUAUGCCGGUUUGCUGCUGUUUCUUAUAAUGGGUCGGCGUUUCCUGUUGUGAUAGUCAGAGGGAAUCGGGUCUUCCUGGUUUAUUUUUCUUCACUGCGCCGAUGUCAGAAAGCCGGGGCUAGCGGACGCCCUGCUGUGCGCGUACAGCGGCCAUUUACACGCCACGGAAAUGGUGUUCAUUAUCGUUUGUGUCCCACUCUUUAUACGUAAAUACACGCCGGCAAUCAAAAACGAAUCUUUUUCCACUUAAAACGCCGCUGGAGCAUCAUAUUCCCAUAUUAUAAACGAUGCUGCAUUCGAUGAACACUUGAAAUUGAUUGCUGGAUGAAGUAUUUGUUCGCCGGUUGGAUACAUAAUUUCCCCGGUUCAUAAAAUUAUUGGAAAAGUAACUGCCGCUUGAAGAAUAUUAACCCGUGGACCACGUUGUUAUAAAAUAUUAUUGAUUGGGUGAUUUUUGUUAUAUACGCUUCUCAGAGCAGUCAUGCGCGUAACCUGAUAAGCCGGAUAGACGACGCCGGUGGACAGCUUUAUUACGAGUGUCGGGUUGUGGAUGAUGAUGGGGACGUUUAAUGGGAGCCAUCCGCUGUCCGGCGUGCCGGUGCCGCUACCGGCCAGCAGUCCGCUGUCGACGGAGGGCGCGCAGAUGGUGGCUCUGCUAUCGUUUUUCAUGGUCAUCGCGCUGCUGGGCAACGGGACGGUGCUGGUGUAUCUGUGCAAGACCACCGGGGUGCAACGGCCCGUCUCCAUCUUCGUCAUGGCGCUAGCCUGCACCGACAUCCUCAUCGCCCUGUUUUCCAUGUCCGCCGAGAUCCUCUUCGAAGCCUUCGGCGGGGAAUGGCUGUUCGGCAACGUCGGCUGCAAGGCCUUCACCUACAUCCAGGGGAUGCUAUUCGGCAGUACGGCGUUCAUCUUGAUCAGCAUGAGCUACGACCGCUACGAGGCCAUCUGCCGGCCCAUGUUCCUCAGCCGGACACGCGCCCGUAGCCAGCGCAUGAUCGCCGCGUCCUACAUCCUGGCCGCCAUCUUCGCCAUCCCGCAGAUCCUCAUUUUUCUCCAGGUCCCCGACGGCACCAAGCCGGACGGUACCGUCAAGUACGCCUGCAAGAGUAAAGGUUACACGGCGGAAUGGCAGCGCAUCGUGUACCUGACCUUUCUGGCCACCUACAUCUUCCUCAUCCCCAUCGUCGUCGUGGCCGUCUGCUACAUCAAAAUCGCCCUGGUCGUCUGGAAGACCUCCGCCAAGACCUCCACCACCCCCUCCACUACCGACACCCUCGCCCUGCGCCGUUCCGCCGCCGCCACCGACUCGGUGGAACGCGCCAAAGUCAAGACCAUCAAGCUGACCGUGUGCAUCCUGACCUGUUACAUCUUCUGCUGGCUGCCCUACUUCACGCUGACCUUAUUCAACGCCUGGACGUACCGGCAGUAUACGCACCGCAUCCCGCCCGCCUUGGGGGCGGUAGCCAAGUGCAUGGCGUGGUUUUCCAGUUGUGUCAACCCGAUCAUCUACGCCAGCUUCAAUAUCCCGCUGAAAUCGAUCACGGAGGUGUGGUGCGGGGGGCGGGGCGACCGGAUGCGGUUGAGCGAAUCACCGCGGCCCUCGGUGUUGCCCGGUGGGGCGACCACGGCGGCGGCGUCGCGCCGGAACACCGCGGUGUCGGUAUGCUCGAAUAAUAUGAAGACGGCCACGUCGCUGGUCAUGUCGACGUCGCCGUCCAGUAAGCUCAUUCUGCUGACCACGGAUAAGGAAGAGAAAGAACCGGAAGAGAAUUACGAUCCGCGGACGGUGCUCGUUAUGAUUUAAAUAAUCGUAGUUUUCUCGGUUUAUUGUGCAUUACUAAUGUCGGCUCUGGCCUCUGUAUACUGAUUGAUGUACGGUAAUGGAACUGGAUAUUUUUGCAUUUUUUCAUAUACAGCAUAUAAAUUGUACGUACUAUGAUUUGUAUACAUGAAUACGCAAACGGCAAACAUAUGUAUUCAAGCUAGCAAAAUUUAAUUCGAUUUUAAUAUUGAAAAUGACGCUAAG
Messenger RNA from Paramacrobiotus metropolitanus, 2320 nucleotides. Its product is annotated as vasopressin V1a receptor-like. The record is from RefSeq and is a predicted model, not a curated record. Gene Ontology annotation, molecular function: G protein-coupled receptor activity; peptide binding. Gene Ontology annotation, biological process: G protein-coupled receptor signaling pathway. Gene Ontology annotation, cellular component: membrane. NCBI's taxonomy places the organism in Eukaryota, Metazoa, Tardigrada, Eutardigrada, Parachela, Macrobiotidae. The transcript has 4 exons. The coding region runs from base 845 to 2098 and encodes 417 amino acids.